This is a messenger RNA of Penicillium taxi, 906 nucleotides long. RefSeq lists its product as uncharacterized. Gene Ontology annotation, biological process: peroxisome fission. NCBI's taxonomy places the organism in Eukaryota, Fungi, Ascomycota, Eurotiomycetes, Eurotiales, Aspergillaceae. The record is from RefSeq and is a predicted model, not a curated record. The transcript has 2 exons. The coding region runs from base 1 to 906 and encodes 301 amino acids. Gene Ontology annotation, cellular component: peroxisomal membrane.
AUGGCAGACGAAAAGGCUCUUGAUCCUGAUGCUUUGGCGGGGGAUGCCCAUGUGGGGAAUGAGAAUCCACUAACCAAAAAGUUGGCGGCGCGACAACUCGCAUUUUUAUCAGCGAUCGAUGUGAUCAUCGCACGGUUGGACCGACUUCUUUCAACCGCAUCCGGGCAAGAAAGAGCACUCGCAACAGUCGACUAUGUUGCUUCGACAUUACAUCAUCUCUGCGCAUCAGCUCCAUGGGCCAGCUUCCAAGCCCGGCUAGCUGUCCUGACACGACUCAAAGGUCGAGCAACACAACUUUCAACUCUACCCUCUUUAAAAUCGCGAUUCAAGGCGCUCGCUACACUCGUAUCGGAGACUCGAUAUACCCUCCGCCUAUUUGAACUAAUUCCACUCUGGGUAUGGGGAUCCGAAACGCUCAAACAUCCACCGUCUGAUCCUAUUAUUCACGCCCUCACCAUUCUACAAAUCAUCUCCAACGUCGUCUACCAGUUCCUCGAGAACGUGACAUAUCUAGCAUCCAAGGGUGUGAUCUCAAAACGAUAUAUCAACAAGUACGGUGGCCAUGAUAAAUUGGAGAUCUGGAGCAAUCGUGGGUGGUUCGGACAUGUGUUUCUCCAAUUCUUUGUGCUUUGGAGAGAACAUGUCCUGCGCAAGCAACGUUUGGCGAAGCGUGCGGCAGCCGGUGAUAUCGACAUCAAGUCGAUCGAAACAGAAGAGACAGCCCUUCGUGUAGAGAUUCGUUCAUGGCGUAAACGUCUGUUGAACAACAUCAUUUGGACGCCUCUCUGUUUCCACUGGUGUUUUGAGGAGGGCGUGGGCAUUCCAAGCAGCUUUUCUGGUCCUAUCAGUUUCAUGGCUGGCGCAUGGACACUGUCUGAUAUGUGGGCCGCAACGGCCAAUGCUUGA